Quercus robur (English oak) is the source of this 1220-nucleotide messenger RNA. RefSeq names its product protein PHOSPHATE-INDUCED 1-like. Bases 91 to 1047 code for a protein of 318 amino acids. The record is from RefSeq and is a predicted model, not a curated record. The transcript has a single exon. NCBI's taxonomy places the organism in Eukaryota, Viridiplantae, Streptophyta, Magnoliopsida, Fagales, Fagaceae.
CACCCACAAUUCUUGCACUCCUCAAAGCAUUCUCAGUUUCAUACUCUCAUCUUAGUGACCCUUACACAGUUUAUAAUCUGCAAAUUUAUCAUGGCCUCUUUGGUUCCCACCUAUCUUUUGCUACAAUUAGUUCUGGUCAUCUCUUUCUUCCAAUUCAACUUAGCAGCAAGAAGGCUUGCUGAUUCAGCUGAAUCUCAACAACCUUUACUCUUCCAAUACCACAAUGGUGCUCUUCUCACUGGAAAAAUCUCCAUUAAUCUAAUCUGGUAUGGCAAAUUCAAGCCCACACAAAGAGCUAUUAUCUCAGAUUUCAUUACCUCCCUUUCUACUUCCACACCCACAACAGCCCAACCCUCUGUUGCCACCUGGUGGAAAACCACAGAUAAAUACUACCACCUAGUCAACUCUAAGAUGCCCUCCACUCUUGUUCUCUCAAUGGGUACACAGAUCAUUGAUGAGACUUACUCCUUAGGCAAAUCACUCUCAAAUCAGCAAAUAGAAGAGUUGGCAUCAAAGGGUGCCCAGAAAAAUGCUAUCAAUGUGGUUUUGACAUCCGAUGAUGUGGCAGUUGAGGGCUUUUGUAUGAGCAAGUGUGGAACCCAUGGAUCUCUAAAGGGUGCAUCUGUUCAAGGCAAAAGCUACAAGUUUGCUUACAUUUGGGUUGGCAAUUCAGAGACUCAAUGCCCAGGUCAAUGCGCUUGGCCAUUCCACCAGCCCAUCUAUGGACCCCAAAGCCCACCCCUGGUUGCACCGAAUAACGAUGUGGGUUUGGACGGCAUGGUCAUGAACCUGGCUAGCCUAUUGGCUGGUACAACUACCAACCCAUUUGGAAAUGGCUACUUCCAAGGACCAAAGGACGCGCCAUUAGAGGCUGCAUCGGCUUGUCCUGGUGUGUAUGGCAAGGGGGCUUACCCUGGCUAUGCUGGGGACCUCUUGGUUGACCCAACAACAGGUGCUAGCUAUAAUGCAAAUGGUGGCAAUGGAAGGAAAUACUUGCUUCCAGCUCUUUUUGACCCGUCUACCAAAUCUUGUUCUACUCUAGUUUGAGGGAUGAUUUUGAAACGUUCCUACAAGUUAAUGUAUAAUGCAGUACAUUAGACAAUAGGCUCAAGAAAGAGAUUAAUUCUUUUUUUUUCUUUGAUGGGAGAGAUUAAUUCUUUGAUUCAUUUAUUUAUUGUAAUAUUUUUAAAAUGAUGAAAAUGCUACAUCUUUUUAUAACA